Prunus armeniaca (apricot) is the source of this 486-nucleotide messenger RNA. The record is from the annotation of a GenBank genome assembly. NCBI's taxonomy places the organism in Eukaryota, Viridiplantae, Streptophyta, Magnoliopsida, Rosales, Rosaceae.
AUGAAUAAAUGGCAGUUAAGACAACUUGAUGUUAAGAACGCUUUUUUACAUGGCGAAUUGGAAGAAGAAGUGUUUAUGAAACAGCCACAAGGGUUUGCAGAUCCACGUUAUCCUGAUUUUGUAUGUAAGCUUAAGAAAUCAUUGUAUGGUUCUAAUGAGAAGAUGGUUCAGCUUGUGAUUGAUGAGUUAAGUUUUGUAUUUGAAAUGAAGGACUUGGAUUUGAAGCUGUAUCUGCCAGAUCCUCCAAUUGCAUAUUGUGAUAAUCUGUCAGCUUUGGCUCUUAGCUCAAAUCCAGUAUACCAUUCCUGGAUUAAACACUUGGACAUUGAUUUCCAUUUUGUAAGGGAGCAAUUGCAGAAGAAGGAUUUGCUGGUUCAGUAUGUUUCAACAGAUGAACAACUCGCUGAUGUGUUUACAAAGGGUCUACAUGGUCCUAUCUUCUCACAGCAUUGUGCUCAUCUUAGGUUAAGAGAGUUACCUAAGUAG